This is a messenger RNA of Sinocyclocheilus grahami, 1117 nucleotides long. Its product is annotated as ribonuclease ZC3H12A-like. Gene Ontology annotation, molecular function: RNA endonuclease activity; mRNA binding. Gene Ontology annotation, biological process: 3'-UTR-mediated mRNA destabilization. Bases 239 to 1117 code for a protein of 292 amino acids. The record is from RefSeq and is a predicted model, not a curated record. The transcript is spliced from 6 exons. Gene Ontology annotation, cellular component: cytoplasmic ribonucleoprotein granule; nucleus. NCBI's taxonomy places the organism in Eukaryota, Metazoa, Chordata, Actinopteri, Cypriniformes, Cyprinidae.
GGUCGAGUUACCUGGAGCAGGAAGUAGAAGGGGAAAGGUGUUACAUUAAAGCACGUCAUACAACACAAGAUCAGUACUUUCUAGCACACACACGCGUGCGUUACAGAUCACCAGACUCCUCACUGGGAGAAUAUGCCUUAUUCGGAAGCAAGAGCAACAUGUCAGAGCAGCAUAUGGACGACACAGCAGCUCUUGCACUGAAAAACCCCAGAACAUCAAACAUCCAACAUACGGCGGGAUGCAGUCGAGGUGUUACCAUCAACCCGCUGGCCUGGGCCAAGACGGACCUGACCUCCAUGACCUGCAGAUGAAGGUCGACUUCUUUCGUAAGCUGGGUUACUCUCCGCAAGAGGUGAAGGCUGCCCUGAGGAAGCUCGGCCUGGGGACGGACACCAAUGCAGUGCUGGGGGAGCUGGUGCGUUCAGGAGCCAAGGCUGUGCCCUCCUCUAGCUCUGACAGCGAUGAUAGUGGGUUCAGUUUGCCCCAUCGGGGAGGAAGCUCAUCUAGGGCACAGGGUUCAACACUGGAGGACACCACUGAACCAGAAAGUGACCUGAAGCCUAUUGUUAUUGAUGGCAGCAACGUGGCCAUGAGUCAUGGGAACAAGGAAGUGUUUUCUUGCCGUGGGAUUGAGCUGGCAGUUAAUUACUUCCUUGACCGAGGACACAGAAAUAUCACUGUGUUCGUGCCUUCCUGGAGAAAAGAGCAGCCCAGGCCUGAUGUACCCAUUUCAGAUCAGAAUAUUUUGGAAGAGCUGGAAAGGAAGAAGAUUCUUGUGUUUACACCUUCACGAAGGGUCGGAGGAAAGCGUGUAGUUUGCUAUGAUGAUCGCUUUAUUGUCAAAUUAGCUCAUGAUCUGGAUGGCAUUAUAGUAUCCAACGACACAUAUCGGGACCUGCAAAGUGAACGUCCGGAGUGGAAGCGUUGUAUUGAGGAGAGAUUGCUUAUGUACUCGUUUGUUAAUGACAAGUUCAUGCCACCUGAUGACCCUCUCGGCCGUCAUGGACCCAAUUUAGAUAAUUUUCUUCGUAAAAAAGCGAUGUUGCUUGACCACAAACGACAACUCUGUCCAUAUGGUAAGUACUCAUCAGUUUCUAUUACUCAGAAACAUUUCUAA